Messenger RNA from Osmerus eperlanus (European smelt), 2480 nucleotides. It is a transcript of the gene nradd, whose product is annotated as neurotrophin receptor associated death domain. Gene Ontology annotation, biological process: Rho protein signal transduction. Bases 398 to 1591 code for a protein of 397 amino acids. Gene Ontology annotation, molecular function: death receptor activity; coreceptor activity; nerve growth factor binding. Gene Ontology annotation, cellular component: cell surface; plasma membrane. The transcript has 6 exons. The record is from RefSeq and is a predicted model, not a curated record. NCBI's taxonomy places the organism in Eukaryota, Metazoa, Chordata, Actinopteri, Osmeriformes, Osmeridae.
UUCAAGCCCUAGAAAGACUUGGAUACGAAGUUUUCUCAUCUAUUUUAGUGGUACUUCAGACGGAACGUACGAACACAUAGGGAUUUUAGAGAAACAAGUAUUGUCUUCAACAGAUUACAAUUUAUAGAUGUGGAAGGCAGAUCUUGUUUUGAAUGUUUUCUUACGUAAGCAUGUAGACUACUUUAAUUCGUUGCGAGGUUUUCUUGGACAAGCUGUCAUCCGUAACGUUGAUCAGCGGACUAGUAGCUUUUAUUAACUUUUUUUCGGUCGAGCAUUUAUGUUGCUGAAGUGAGGCCGUUUUGUGUAGCAACAUCAUUCUUUUUCUUGAUACAUUUUACCCAUCUGGAUCCAUCAGUGGCCGACGCCUGGAAGGGAGAGUUCUCUGAAGAACUGAAGUAUGACUGUGUUAUGGGUCUGCACACUUUUUCUUCUGGCAAAGGCUGGCCUGGGUGAGGCCUGUGCCAGUGGGAGGUUCACCCGGACGGGGGAGUGCUGCAGCCUGUGCCCCCCUGGUUCCGGGGUGGUGGAGGAGUGUGGAAAACAGGACACCAAGUGCCAGCCUUGCCCUGAAGGAACGUUCUCCUCGUCAGACGACCUGUCUCCAUGCCAACCCUGCGUCCGCUGUCCCGCCGGCAUCCACACACUGGCCGCCUGCUCCGCCAGCCAGGACACGCACUGCGAGUGCAGCGAGGGCUUCUUUCUGUGGCGUGUCGGCACCUACGAGGGCCUGUGUGCCCCCUGCUCCACGUGUGAGCGCGGCCAGGGGGUGACGAGGGAGUGCGGUGUCAAGGGGAACACAGAGUGCCAACUUUGCGGCCCCGGAACUUUCUCAGAGGAGCAGAGUACAACAAAGCCCUGCCACACAUGUCUCCGAUGCUCCGACAGCGAGGUGGAGAUCAGAGCCUGCCAGCGCAACUCCGACACUCUCUGCAUGGAUAAGAAGCUCCACAUCCGUGAUAAGACCCGCUGGGCAGGCGAGGAGGGCAACGAGGAGGUGGAGGGGUCCAGCUCGGCCCCCGGGUUCACCCAUCAGGAUGGGGCUGGUGGCAGCAGCAACAUCCUGGCCUACGUGUCAGUCCUGGCUGCUGUGGUCCUGGGCCUGCUGCUCUACGUGGCUUACAAGUGCUGGACAUCAUGUAAGCAGAAGCAGGCUCUGGGGAAGGCCCGUGCUGCGGAGCUGGGAGCAGCUCCAGAAGGAGAGAAGGUAGAGAAGCUCCACAGCGACAGCGGAGUUUUCCUGGACUCACACAGCCUGCAGGACAGCCAGCCCAGCAAAGGAAGCAAGCGAGACAGCAAGCAGGACAGCCGUCUGUACAUCAACCUGCCCCCCCACAGGCAGGAGGAGGUGGAGCGCCUGCUGCAGGAGGGAGGGGGUAGGGGCUGGAGGCAGCUGGGGGCCGUGCUGGGCUACGAGGCCGAGCAGCUGGACCUGUUUGGCCGCGGCGAGGCCCCUGUCCACACACUGCUGUCCAACUGGGCCCAGCAGGAGGGCUCUACCCUGGGCCUGCUGUGCUCGGCACUGGGCCGCAUCGAGAGGCCCGAAGUGGCGUCCGCCCUCACCUGCCCCUCGCAGGGCGUUUCCGUGGUGUAAGAGCCCCACCCACCUGCUCUUGCUCAGCCACUCACAGGAGACUUAUGGACAUGAGAGGGGAUUUACUUUGGUGGAUGGUGCGGAGGGGGGGGGGGGCUGACAACCCGUCACCAUCUGGAGGUGACCAGGAAUGAGGUGCUGUGAAGGUGCAGGCCUCAGGGACUGAGAGGAAAUGAGGCUGGUUCCUGUUUUUUUUCACCCGUCAUUCUUCUGAUUGCCUCCUUCGUCAUCUGUCUGAGAGCUGCAGCUAUUUAUUUGCACCAGUGCCUUGAGUCUAGCAAAAUAGAUGUACUGAUACACAAGAUGGAACAUUAAAUAAGGCCAUGCUUUGUAUUCUUAUGUAUUGAGCUCAGGUGUAUUCUAUUUAGGUCUAGACAUUAAAUGGUGAUGAGACAGUACCAUAAUGGGAUAGGCUUAUAUAGAACAUACAACAGGGUUGUGAAGACAUCUGACUCAUUUGUGCAUCAUCAACACUGGCAGCAUCCAAUACAGCAUCUGGCAAAUACCAUGUCUGCAUCCCAGCACUGUGUCUCUGUCGGGUUACAACAUGAAUCUGGAGGUAGAGGCCCGACUGGUGGAAACGUUCUUUCCUGUAAGAGACUGAAGCUCACAAUGAAGCUCACUGCUGUGUCCAGUCGUCAUCAGGCUUGAAAUGGGUUGUCUUCCUCAUGAUGUGAGUGUCUCAUCAUUGAAGCCAGAUAAAGAGGACUGGGCUGAAGGACAGAAAAAUCAUCCUCUUAUUCGAUAUAUUGUAUAGCCAUGCCAUGAUAAUCUUACAAUAUUAUUGUGUAACAAUCAAUCACUUAUUUAGUUUUUCAUCCGUAUACUUCUUGUCUUUGUGUUUUUGUAAAAAUUGUAUUUCAUGGAAUAAAUAGUUUCAAAUACUGUG